GGGAGGGAGGGAGGAAGGAAGAAAAGGAGGGUUGGUUUGGGGGAUGUGGUUCAAAACAGGGUUAUAAAAAGUGAGACUAACCUCGAGAAAUCCAGAGCGAGAGAGAGAGAGAGAGAGAGAGAAAUAGAUAAAAGAGAGAUAUAUAGGAGAGAAAGAAAGAAAGAGAUAAAACGAGCCUGAUGUCUUCACUGUCGGGAACUGACUGACAAGAAGAAGGAACAAAACAGAACAAGCCAGAGGUAUGAACUGUCAAAGGAGAAAGACUUUACACAAAGGUUCAGUGUUGGUGGAUCCAUCAUGAAAUCUCCUGCCUGUGGGCGCUUUUUCCUGGUCUUCCCCUGGAUCCUGAUCGUGAUCAUCGUGGUGGACGUGGACGUGAGGAGAAGGUCCAAGUCUGACCAGAGAAGAUCCGUCUCCCCCUCCCUGCUCCCUGGGGGCAAAGAGGUCUCCCCCAACCCCUCCUUGCCCACAGUCUAUGCCAUCACCCCCACCUACUCCAGGGCUGUGCAGAAGGCAGAGCUGACCCGCCUGGCCAACACCUUCAGGCACCUGGAGAACUUCCACUGGAUUGUGGUGGAGGAUUCCCCCUCCAGGACCCCCCUGGUGUCCCAGCUCCUGAGCCGCUCCGGGCUGCGCUCUUACACCCACCUCCAUGUGCUGACCCCCCGCAGGUACAGGAGGUCAGGGCUGCCCCGGGCCACCGAGCAGAGGAACCAGGCUCUGGGUUGGAUCCGCCAGAACAGGUCUCCGCGACAUCCCGGAGUCGUGUUCUUUGCCGACGAUGAUAACACUUACAGCCUGGAGCUGUUUGAGGAGAUGCGUUUGACCCGAAAGGUGUCUGUGUGGCCGGUGGGGCUGGUUGGAGGCCGUCGCUAUGAGCGUCCCCUGGUGGAGGAUGGACAUGUGGUAGGCUGGUACACAGGCUGGAGACCAGACAGACCCUUUGCCAUUGACAUGGCAGGGUUUGCUGUGAACCUGCAGGUUAUUCUAUCGAAUCCCAAAGCUGUCUUCAAGCGGGGAGGAUCCCAGCCAGGAAUGCAGGAGUCGGAUUUUCUCAAACAGAUCACAACUGUCCAGGAACUCGAGCCUAAAGCUGCCAACUGCACCAAGGUGCUUGUGUGGCACACACGGACUGAAAAAGCGAACCUAGCUUUCGAACCAAAACACUCCCAGGAUGUCAUUGACAUCGAAGUGUAGAGGGAACAGCAAUCACCUUCUCGAAAAAUCCCUGAAAUAUGUGACCAGGGAGGGGGCUGGAUGGCUUACCCAGCCUCACCUGUCCUGGAGCCCGUUACUGAGCGGCAAUGAUACAACAGGAAGAAAUGCUAACUCCCCCCCCAGGACAGAUCUUAAGCGACAGGAUUCAGCACGUCCAACCGCAAACACACUGCAAAAACUAUUCCCGUCUGCAUUGUGUUUUUUUUAAAAAAAAACACUACAAUUCUUUCAAAUAAACUACUGCGUACAAUAAAACCAAA
Molecule: messenger RNA, 1478 nt
Organism: Callorhinchus milii (elephant shark)
Lineage: Eukaryota; Metazoa; Chordata; Chondrichthyes; Chimaeriformes; Callorhinchidae
Gene: b3gat2
Product: beta-1,3-glucuronyltransferase 2 (glucuronosyltransferase S)
Exons: 4
Coding region: 298-1197 (299 amino acids)
Biological process (GO): chondroitin sulfate proteoglycan biosynthetic process; carbohydrate metabolic process
Cellular component (GO): Golgi membrane
Molecular function (GO): galactosylgalactosylxylosylprotein 3-beta-glucuronosyltransferase activity
Source: RefSeq, a predicted model, not a curated record